Ruditapes philippinarum (Manila clam) is the source of this 2803-nucleotide messenger RNA. RefSeq lists its product as uncharacterized. NCBI's taxonomy places the organism in Eukaryota, Metazoa, Mollusca, Bivalvia, Venerida, Veneridae. The annotation marks the transcript as partial. The transcript is spliced from 17 exons. The record is from RefSeq and is a predicted model, not a curated record.
AGGGAGCAUGGAGUUCUUAGGAGAUCUUAAGAUGUUUUUUAAUUUACUUUUUUUUAUUAUUUCAGGUUGACAAGUUCUGAUUAAGUAAGAGCAAGUGUGGCAUCUACAAAACUUCCAUCAUGUUUCGUAAGAAGGGGAAAAAAGGAGCUCCUAAGCGGAAUAUAACAGUGGAAUCUGCAUAUAAAGAUAUGCAGAAUUUAACAAAUGAAUACAAAGCUCCUGAGGUUCAGGUAGAUGUGCUGGAGAAUACAGAUACUAACAUGUCAAAUGUGGCUACAAAACAAACUUUUCAGCCAGUGAGAACGCCAAAGUCUUUGCCAACACGAUUAACAAACAUAAAAGUCCCGUCUGAUGCUGUUGGUAUAUUAAAUGUCUCAAAACCUGUAUCACCAAAUGCUAUAAGGGCAAUAACAGCUGAACAGAAAAGGAAAGAUAUUUCUAUGGGACAGAAACCAUUCUUUUCAAUCAUGGAAGCUAUGGAAAUGAAGACAUCAUUAUUGUCUGAGAAGGUGGAUAUUUUGAGUUUUGGUGGAGUUACUCAAAUGACUGAUUUAGUUCUGUUCACAUUGAUGAUACACAAUAAAGAUGGAAAAUACAUUUUAUCUGGUCCAGAUCUCUGUAAAACAAAAUGUGACAGUGUGAAGGAACUAGAUUUAUCAGGGUGUUUUCACCUGACUGAUGCUGGGAUACAGUGCAUUCCAGAAUUAUUUCCUAACCUGACAACUAUAAACUUAGCUGGAUGUGGUAAAGUCACAGAAACUGGACUCUAUCCUGUGGUGAACAAAUGCUUGAAACUUAAGAAUGUAAAUAUAAGAGGGACAAAUGUAACAAUUCUACCUUACAAAGUUUCAUCAAUGGACAUAAAUACUGACGGCUAUCCAUGCAUAUCACCUGAAAAAGAAAUCUUAAAACAACAUGGAACAAAGCUUCUAGAUGCACCAUCAUAUGCUAAACCUACAAAUGAAGAUCUGAUGAAAGUGUGUAUCAUUCAAGGAUCAGAUGUAAAACAAAGUUUUAUCAAGUAUUUGAAGAACAACCAGGAAAGAACAUUAGAACCUGUAGAAACUUUAACACAGCAUAAAGUCAAUGAUAGAUUCCUUGUCAACUGUAUACAAUGUCAUGAGAGCAUAUGUGAUAUGUUUAUAACAAAGAGAACAGUUUACAUUUUUCCUGUUUGUAAAAACAGUGAUGUAAAGACAACAGCUGCACGUAUAUUUGGUAUUAUCUGUCAGAUAAUAAAUAAGGUACAUAAUGGUGUAUUUAUGAUAGUUGGUAUGAAUGGAGGCAGUGAUAAGAUACCUGUGGAUCAGAUUAAACAUGAAGUGGCUGCAGCAGCAAAAUCUACAGCUACAAAACUUCAGAAAUCCCUUGAUGCAGAGCUAGCUGAAACAUUCAAGAAAAUUGCUAACAAAAGCAGCAGUUCAGUAAACUCCAGUAUAGAUCAACAAAUGAAUACAAUGUGUCAGGUGAUGUUGAGCAACUCACUGGAAAACCUUUAUCUUGAUUCAGUAGAUAUUAACAUCACAAAACCAUUUACUGGUUCUGAUGGUGCCAAACAAGUUGUGUCUAGUCUUGAGAAGCUUUGUAGCCUGUAUCCAGAAUACCAGGAGAUGGCUGCCCCUAUAUACAAGUUUACAUUACAAGAUAGUGUAGAUAAAAUGCUUAACACUGGUGUACUAUCAACAGAGUCAAACAAGGAUAACACAAGGAAGAUGAUGGAUUUAAUGGCCAUGAUGGGACGAACUGUGACUUUUUCUACCAUUGAUGAUACAAGUGGUGUUUGUUUGGUUGAAUGGUUUGCUAAGAUCUGUAACAAAGCAUUUAAUCCACCUACAACCUCCACCUGUAAUGGACGUGUUAAUGGUGUAGGAGACACUGUUCCAAUGUGGGAAAGAUCAGACCUUAUAGCUGCUUUACAGCCAACAGUGAGCAAGGAACAGGCUUCACCAGGUGUUAGUCUACUGAUGUUGCUAGGGUUAAGUGUGUACCCAUCAGUAUUUAUUUCAUUCCAAGAUCUACCAAAGCAACCAGUUGUUUCAUUGGAUGAGUUUUUCCCAGAAAUUCCAGGAAGAGACAAGAGAAAGGAUAUGUUUUAUACAGUUGGCUACAAGGCAAGUUUAGCCAACCCUACUGCAAGUUUUAUACUGAGACAGUUGCUAACUUACUGUACUAGAUUGAGAAAAUGGAAUAUUGCCUGGCAGACUGGAUUUAUAGUACAAGAAGGAAAUGUGGAAACUCUCAUAGAGAUCAAAGAGGAGGCUGGGGGUGGCAGUAGUAUAAGUUUGUACUGUCAUACAGUAAAACAGCAUCAGGGAGAUCUUAUAUCACAGAAGCUAGAGGAGACAGUGUGGAAUGCUAUACUACAAUACAAACUUGUACUUGACUAUGUCUUACAGUUAAACAAUAUUCCACAUACAAUGUCUCUUGUAAUGGGUAAACAGCUUCCUGAAAAGAGUCAUGUAAGUGCCUUAAUACCAAGACACUCAUAUAGACAACAGGAAAACAAUCCAGAUAGCCCUCUACUAUGCUCACAAUGUGGUAUACAACCAAAAGUAGACUCCUUAUCCUGGAUUUUGAAAAACAAUCUGUGUAAAGACAUUUUAUCUGAGGAAAGUUUGAUAGCUGAUGCUGGUGUGAAGUGUGCAGGAAAUAUGCUAAAGUUUGCUGACAAAGGUCUAACAAUACUGAGGACAUCAUUGAUACCAAGUUGUCAGCCUUCAUUCAAAGUUCAUCUUUUGAAAGGUUCUACAGAGAAAUUAAGGAUUGGCUUCGGAUAUGGAUUGGUAAAAAGGGAGAAGCAAAA